AUGGAUGAUCCAAAACUGAUACCAUCACAACGUACAGCAAAACGAAAAAGUGCACAAUCUCAUCAUAUUCUUCCAUCUAAUGAUGAUCCAACACGUAAUGCACCAUUUAUCAAAACAAAAAUUCAAAAGGUCGAUGGUCAAUAUAAAGUUAGUAGAGUGAAUAAUAACGAUAAUAACGAUGAAAAACUAAAUGAUUUAAAUUCAAAAAACAGUGAUGAACAUUUAUUAUUAUAUAAUCAUCAAUCUUCAGACUUAUUAAACACAAUUAAAAUGAAAGAUGCUUUAUCGUAUAGAACAAAGAACGAUAUAAUCGAUGAUGAUAAUAUAGAAGAUGAUGAUAAAUCUUCCAGCGAAUAUUCUUCAACUCAAGAAAGUAAUUCAUCAAUAAUCAUGAUUCAGGAAACGCCACUACCAUCAGAAUCAUCGACUCAACAACAAUCACCAACAUGCACAUCACUAUCUGAACCGAUUAAUAACAGUAACAAUAAUCAAAAUAAAAAUCUUAAAAAUAGUCAAUCAUCAACAACUGUUGUUUCACGUAAAUCUAACCGAAUAAAAAAAACAGCCAGUGAUUAUGUUGACGCUCAUGAAGCAUUAAAAGCUGUUUCUACAGUCUCCGUUACUUCAAAUGAUUCAAACUCAGCAAUAACCACUACUGCAGUUGUGACAACAACAAACAAUGACUAUUUACGACGUCGUUCAUCGCGUCUCCAUGAGGAACAGGGAGGAGGAGUUGCUUCCAUUACAUCGGAAGUAGCAAAUGUUAGCCAUAAUAAUAAUAAUAAUAAUAAUAAUAAUAAUAAUAUUAAUGACCAAGAAUAUAAUACUCUAAGAACGUCAAAUGUUACAGUAGAUAAACCACGUACGCGAAAUAGACAGAAAUCUAUGAGUAAUGUGAACAAUUUAAUUGAGCAACAUUCUAUGGAAACAGUAAAAUUAGUUUCUGAUUUUUCCGUAUCAUCGGAAACACAAUUAACCUCAUUAGCAAACCAAUCAGAUAUUCCAAUCACUAGGUGUAAUACUGAAGUAUCUAAUGAACAAACUGUGAUAUUGGAUCAAAUUAAACACAGCGAUCCACAAGAAACAGAACAAACCAUAAUUCAAUCAGAAAAAUCUUUACAUAUUGAAAUAUCAAACAAUCAACAAUAUGAUAAGUUAAUAAUCGAUACAAGUUUUUCAACAAAAUCAAAUCAAGAUUUCACGCCACUACAACAAACUGAUUCAGUGAUCGAAGAGAAAACUGAUAUAAGUGCAAAUACUAAUUUAGGUAAACUACUAACGUCUAGAAAUUUUUCUCAAACUUCGAUCAAAGUCACUACAGUUGUCGACGCUGAAGUGGAGAAAAAAGAGACGACCGCAACAAUAUUACCAAAACCACAAGUAAAAUUGAAAUCAAAGACACAGUUAAAAACAACCAACGAACUAUCAAUAGAACCGAGUAAAAUAAAAAACCAACUGACGACAAAAGUCAAUCAAAGCAAACCCAACAAUACUAAAGUCGAAAUUAAAAAUCCAAUUAAAACAACUAAGAAUGAAAAGAAACCAAUUGAUCGUUCUAUUAAAUCAACAAAGCCACCACAACCACCAUUAGGCACUAAAAUUUUAAGUUCUUCUGCGUCACCUGUGCCAACGGCAACAUCUACAAAAAUCUCUGAUGAAAAAAAGCCUCUUGUACCAAAGAUUACCACAUCAACAACAAAUAAAACGCAAUUAUCGUCAAAAUCAUUAAACAGUGAAAGUACCAAUACAAACCGAUCAUUAAUCGAGAAGAAAACAAUUACAAAGCCUACAAAUUCAUUGCCGUCGCAAAAACCAACAAUUGAAAAUACUACUAAAAAGUUAUCUGAUACAUCUAAUCCUGUAGUGACAAAGAAAACAACAAGCGAUAAUGUAAAUAAGAAUUUGAAUCAAAAGACACCUGUCAAGGUUACUGCUGUUGAACAUACUACUCCAACAAAAAGGCCACAAGCGAUGCUUGGUAAAAUACCUAAAAAAUCACAACCAAUAAAACCAUCAAAUGAGACGACAAUUUUUCAUUACAAAAGAUUGGAUGAUGAUGAGAGAGAAAAACGAAAUAUGACAAUCGAUAAAGAAGAUGUAUUAGCCACUGUUAUUGGAAAUAAUUCAUUGGAUCGUAUUGAUAAAAAUUUUCGAAUAGGAAGAAAGAAAUUAACUGAUGAACAACAACAUAAAGACGAUGACAAUCAUUUUCGAUCAAAUAUGAAUGACAACGUAGAGGCACGUUCUAUACUUGACAAUGAUUAUCAUUCAUCCACGACAACAACGCUUAAUUAUUUCUCACCUGAGAGAAGAAGGCAGCGAUCCCCAAACAGAACAUCACCGCCAAUAGCAGUUACAUUAUCCUCACCUCAUUCUCGACGACGUACACGUCAUUCAUCCUCAAAUUCUGAUUCUCGGUCACCACUAUCUUCUUCAUCAACAAAACGCCCUAUCCAAAACCGUCAUCCUCAAUAUCACAACAAUAAUUAUCAUUCUCAGCAUCGCCAAUAUUCAAAAGAGAGUGAACAUGAAGAUAAAUAUCGUUCUCAAUAUCGACAAUCUCACAGCCAAAAAAGAUCAUCACCUCCCCAGAGUCCUUUAUCACCGCCAUCGAGCGACACAAUCAAUAGCCGUCGAUCAAACGAGUUUAAUACUAAUAGUUCACAACUUAUAUCGCGAAACAAUCAUCCUCAUCGACGGUAUGAUCAUGAUCAAUCAAAUCUCUAUUCACGUUCAAAUUCAACGAAUAUUGAAAAUUCAGUUGCUCAGUCGCCUAUCUCUAGAUCUCCGUUUGGCACUCCGUAUUCUCCGCCAAAAUCAUCGUUUAUUAAAGAUGAAACAUUAGUUCCACUAAUAAAUCAACCGUUAGCCGAAGACGCAUUACUGAACUAUACAUCGUUUUCAUCAAAUAAUCCUGUUUUUCAGCCUUCAUUUUCCUCAUCAAAAACGCAAAAGCUACUAUCAGUCACAACGAAUACAAUCGUUGCAGAACCAACAGUACCAGUAGUAGUUGCCGAACAAAAACCUUCAUCACGACCGUUAUCUCUUUGGGAUGCAGCUGAGUCAGAUGACGAACAACAAGAUGAUGAUCAGCAGGCAAAUCAUGCGUUAAGAUUUUUUCGCCAAAAUAUGCGUGCUGCUGAUGAAGAAUUGUUAAAAUCUCCAACCACAGAGGUAAAAAAUGAAGCUAUUUCAAAAUUGACAAAAAGAGGACAUUCGUUAUCUUAUACUCAACUACUAAUGAAACAAGAAAAUAUGUCACCAUCGUCUACAAUCGACUUGACUACAAAGCAGCAAGUAUGUAUAACGACGAGUGUUGAUGAUUUUGAAACUGUACCAAUGGAAAUCGAUAGUCCAAGAUACAGAACAUUAUCAGAUAACGAUAUGUCAAUAGAAAUGACGGUUGAUGACAAAGACGUCAAGAAUAAAGCAGAGGACAACCGCGCAUCAGUAACAAAGCUAAAUUCUGAAAAGAAGGCUAACUCAGAUACUUCGUCUUUAACAAAUCCUAAGAUAUCUUCUCCCAAUGCGUUGCUAAGUGGAAACAAGAAAAAAAACGAUUAUGUUAAUAAUUUAAAAGAAAACCAAUCAUCUUCAUUACUAUCAAAUCAUAAUAAAGCAAGAGCAACAGAUAUUAAUAAUAAACCGCUAAAAACAACAUCAAUGACAUUAAUGGACGAAUUAAAAAAUUCUGUAAAUCCAUUGUCUGUCUCAUCAACUCAGCAAUCAUCAAAUUCUCGUUUGCGAACAUACUCAAGUUCUUCUGUCACAUCUUAUUCAUCUGCAUCGUCAAAAUCUUCUCGUGGUUCAAGAAAAAGUAAGCAUCGAAAAACACACAAACGUCAUCACAAUUCCAAUAAACGACAUUCAAAGAAAAAACCUAGUAAAUCUAUUCAAGACGAUACACAUCAACUUCAGAGUGAACGGAAACAAUCCGCACGUAAUAACAGUGACUAUUAUGAUUACAAUGAAUCACAGAACUCUAAUGAAGAAGAUAAUGACUAUUUUUAUGAUGCAUCUACUCAUUUACCAUCCAAAAUUCCCAUAACUUCUCCUUUAUUACCACACCCAGCAAUGCCACCGUUAUCUCAUCAUCUACCUCACUCAUCAACAAACCGAAUUGGCGAUAACUGGUAUCCAUCUAAUCGUUCAUCAUCAUUAUUUACCCAACCACAUACGUUUCAUCACCUUCGACACCCACCACAACAUCAUCCACAUCAUUCGAUACUUCCGUCACCUCGUGUCUAUUGGCAACCACAGCCAUUCAUGACUCGUCCUCCAUUGCCUGCACACAGGCCAUUCCGUGAACACAUCUAUGAUACUACAACAUCAUCACCGUAUUAUUCAACAAAUGUAAAUAAUAACAAAUAUAAAUACGAGUCGGAAGAACAUUUGGCUAUAAAACGAGCACAACGAGCUGCUAGAAUUGCAGCAGGAACAACGUCUUCUCUUAUUGCUACUUCGAAUGAUAAUUCUAAUAAAAGUUCAGCAACAUCACAAAAUACGCUAUCAGAAGAUAGCGUCAAACAAAAGAAGACAAUACAAAAAGAUAAAAAGAAAAAAUCGAAGAAAAUUAAUAAUGAAAAAGAACGAAUUAUUAAAAAAGAAAAACAGAAACAAUCGUUGUGUCGUUCAAGAACAAAAUCAGUAUCAUCCGUAUCGUCGUCAGAUUCUGUGUCAACAGAAAAUGAAGCAAAAACAGACGAAACUGGUCAAUUAGAGCAACUUGCGUUAAUGCGAGAAAAAUUACUGGCUGAACUGAAACAGUUAUCAGACGGUGAAGAGGAAGACGAUGAUGUUGGAGAAAUAAAAUCAUUGAAACAAAGUUCUACUGAAGUAGAGCAAAAAUGUUCUGUUGAACCAUCUAAAAAAUUAACUGUGCAAUCGAAAACAAAUAGUGAAUUGAAACAAUCUAUCAAUAAUAAUAGUAAAAAGAACGCUGAUUCUGUAAUGGAUGAAACGGCUAAAUUAUCUAACGAUGUCAAAAAACAACAAUUGAACCAGACAAAUAAACCACCUCAGGAUGAUGAUGGUGAAGAAGGUGAACUUGUUGACAGCUCAAGUGAAUGA
Didymodactylos carnosus is the source of this 5070-nucleotide messenger RNA. NCBI's taxonomy places the organism in Eukaryota, Metazoa, Rotifera, Eurotatoria, Philodinida, Philodinidae. The record is from the annotation of a GenBank genome assembly.